AAAGAACAUCGAAACCUAAUAGAUAGCAGAUAAGAGGGAGAGAGAGCAGAACUCCUCUCCUCCUCCCCCCUUCCCCCCCUCCAGUCUUCUGCGUAUCGCACCAUCAACCCGAUAGCCUCUCUCCUUCCGACAUAAAAAUCCAAAACCCAAAUCUCGUCUCCAGAUCUUCCCUUCAAUUGCCACAUUUGUGUUUACCUUUUUGGGUCCAGACAGUAACCUGAUUUCAAAAUCGAUGGAGGCUUUGGCUGAUUGAUUCCGUUUGAUUUCCCUUUUGGAAAGUUUUAGGGCUUUGCAGCUUGAGGAGUUGGUAUAGAUAAAUAAAUAGUUUACAAGAUAAAAGGAAGUGAUUAGGGUUUAAUGGCCGAUCGGAACUCUACCGCUCCCAAGCCUGUCUGGGUGAAGCAAGCUGAAGAGGCUAAGCUGAAGAGCGAGGCCGAGAAAGCUGCUGCGGCAAAAGCCGCUUUCGAGGCAACAUUCAAGGAUCUCGAAAAGAACCGUGAGAAAGCUGUGGUUGAAGAAUCAGAUAGUGAGUCAGAGGAAGAAGCCGAGGACUUGGCCAACAAGCCUAUUGGUCCGGUGGACCCAGCGAAGUGUACUGCUGCCGGCGCCGGGAUUGCGGGAGGCACGGCCUGUGCACCCUCCACGUUUAUGGUGGUGACCAAGGAUGCGGAUGGGAGGAAGGUUCUCAGUGGGGGCGCUCAGAUUAAGGUAAAGGUGUCGCCUGGAGUGGGUGUCGGCGGAUCCGAGCAAGAAGGGAUGGUGAAGGAUAUGGGUGAUGGAACUUACACCGUCACGUAUAUAGUACCCAAAAGAGGGAACUACAUGGUGAAUAUUGAGUGCAACGGGAAACCCAUCAUGGGUAGCCCAUUUCCUGUCUUCUUCAGCCAAGGUACUUCUGCUGGAGGGCUGCUUGGUCUGGCACCUACGUCAACAUAUCCAAAUCUAGUAAACCAAACAAUGCCUAACAUGCCAAAUUACACAGGAUCUGUUUCUGGAGCAUUCCCUGGUUUGUUAGGAAUGAUUCCCGGUGUUGUUUCUGGUGCUUCAGGUGGUGCUAUUUUGCCUGGAAUUGGAGCAUCUCUUGGGGAAGUUUGCAGAGAAUAUCUUAGCGGCCGAUGUGCCAAAACUGAUUGCAAACUGAACCACCCGCCACAUAAUUUACUGAUGACUGCCUUGGCUGCAACAACCAGCAUGGGAACUCUCAGUCAGGUGCCGAUGGCACCUUCUGCUGCAGCAAUGGCUGCUGCACAGGCUAUUGUUGCUGCCCAAGCCCUUCAAGCUCAUGCUGCUCAGAUGCAAGCACAAGCUCAGUCAACCAAAGGCUCAUCUGGCUCUCCCGACAAAAGUGGAAAGAGUGAUGCACUUAAGAAAACACUUCAAGUUAGCAAUCUUAGUCCACUUCUUACAGUGGAACAACUGAAACAACUUUUUAGUUUUUGUGGCACGGUUGUCGAAUGCACCAUCACUGAUUCAAAGCAUUUUGCAUAUAUAGAAUAUUCAAAACCUGAAGAGGCAACUGCUGCUCUGGCAUUGAACAAUAUGGAUGUUUGUGGCCGGCCAUUGAAUGUUGAGAUGGCGAAAUCACUUCCUCAAAAGCCAUCUCUUUUAAAUUCAUCUCUGUCCUCAUCUUCUCUACCCAUGAUGAUGCAACAAGCUGUUGCAAUGCAGCAAAUGCAGUUCCAACAGGCUUUGCUCAUGCAACAAACCAUGACUGCUCAGCAGGCAGCUAAUAGAGCUGCAACAAUGAAGUCUGCAACUGAGUUAGCUGCAGCGAGGGCUGCAGAGAUAAGUAAGAAAUUGAAAGCUGAUGGACUUGUGGAUGAAGAGAGUGAACCAAAACAGAAAUCCAGAUCUCCAUCCCCAUCUUGUGCAAGGUCAAGAUCCAAGUCAAGAUCACCAAUCAGUUAUCAGCGAAGGCGAAGAUCUCGCUCUUAUUCACCGUCAUCCCGUCAUUCUAGAGAUCGUAGAGCAAGGUCACCUUUGAGAUAUCAUCGAUCAAGGUAUGACAGUGAACGACGGUCAUACAGAGAUAAUAGGGAUGGUGGUGAAAGUAGGAGAUGGGAUUCGGGUAGAUCCCAUGAUCAUCAUUCAUCUAUUUCUAGGAGACACAGGAGUAUUAGCCCUGUAACAAGAAUAUCAUAUAGAGAUGAUUCAGACUCGCCUAGACGUCGCCGACAAAGAUCACCUCAUGGAACAAGGAGAUCAUCCAGGACUGGGUCAAGAUCACCAAAGCGCCAGAGAGGAAAUAGGUCAUCCCCAAGAAAGGACGAAGAUAAGAAACCAAUACACAGUAAGCGCUCGAGAUCAAAAUCUGUUGAAGGUUCUACUGACAGAAUGGAUGAAACUGAAGGUGAAAAAUUAGAGCAUCGUAGCAGAAGACAGUCCAGGUCGUUAUCAACUGAUAGUAAACAUCAUGAAAGGAGCAGGUCAUCUUCAAGUUCAGGUGAAAGAAAAUCGAAACAUAGAGGUAGGUCGAGAUCCAAAUCUGUGCAGUCCAAUGAGAAAAACAAUGAAUCUAGAGAUGACGAAUUGAAACGCCAUGGAAGACGGCGGUCAAGGUCAAAAUCCACGGAAGAUAAAUGUCACGGCCGGGAGAAAAGGGAUGAAAGCAGAGAUAAAAAAUCAAAGUAUCUUGCUAGAAGGCGAUCCAGGUCACUAUCUGCUGAGGGUUAUAACAGUAGAAACAGGUCAUCACAAAGAAGUUUGGACAAAGAUAAGUCAAAACACAAGAAGCGUUCCAGGUCAAGAUCAAGUGAACACAAACGUCGAUCGCGUGAUAAAAAUAGAGAAGGAUCAAAACACCGUGAUAGGCGGAGGUCAACAUCUCCAGAAGCUAAGCCUUCCAGAGGAAGUAGAUUGUCUCCAAAAAGUUCAGUAGAUCGUGAAUCCAAACAGUCAAGGCACUCCAGGCAAAAAUCUGAAGUUGAUAAGGAUCAUUUCGAUAAUGGAAAGAAUAAAAGCAGGCAGGAAAAAGCAGUAAGUCAUAGCCAAAAAUCAGACAUGCCUGAGGAUCCCUUUGAGGUAACACAUUUUGCUCAGAAUGGUUCAUUGAAUAUGACGAGUGAGGGCUUGCUGGUUGUGAAACAGGGGGCUCUUGACUUCAAGGAACAAGUGGAAGAUAUGGAAACAGGAGAGAAUCAAGAUUUAGCUCUCUCAGAGAGUUGUGCAAAUUCUCAAGAUGCAAGAGUUGUAAAAGGUCAGAUAUCAAACAGCAAGAAAUCAGAACUUUACGUCCCAGAGACGAGUCCCUGACGUAAGAGGCUCAUAAAAGAAGUUCAUCUGAGACAAAAUUUGAUCCACUUUUUGCCAACUGCACUGACAGAAAUCAAGAGAAAAGAUUUAAGGGGGAGAGCUGGGCAUCAUGUUGGGAGAUGCUGAAAUUCAUUAACAACCAAUUUAUUCUGAUAGAUGAUGGGCUUUAGAUUCUGAUAUUGGGAGCAGUUUCCUUUGGUGUCAGAUUAUUGUGCCAUUUGUUGGCUCUUAAUAAACAUAUGCCUUUUUUUCUCUUUUUAAUGUUUUGCAGGUAUAUGUGGGACAGGUUGGAAUAUGUGAGCUGAUAUUGAUAUGGAUGCCCACAGCGGACUAUCACAUGUUUGUAUCCAGCUUCUUUUACUGCUAGAUUAUGUGUUUUCCAUGGUGUUUCUCAUUCAAGCUUUCUGGGACCAGCUUGGCUGGGGUUGAUUUUACUAUUGUGAGUGAAGGUAUGCUGUCACUGCACGGUGGAGAGCUCAUGCUGUAUAGCCUAUGAAUUUUCUUGAUUGGACAAAGCUCCACUAAAGUUCCAGUGAAACAAGAUGUUGCUGGGAUGAAUAGCGUGAGGCUUGCACCUUGUUGAGUAUGAGGAGUUAUGCUGAUUCCCUUUUCUUAAUUUCAUGGUGAAAUGCAAAUAUCGUGUGUUGACAGGUAAUUCUCCAUGGAACUGUUUGGGUUUAACUUAUUUUGUCUUUAUGGGUCUGGUUGUCUGUCUCCCAAGGCAAACUUGGAGUUGAUUGCAAGUGAUCAACAUACUAGGCCGAAUCUUGUUUUUGUUUUCCUUCAUCUUUUUUUCUCCUCUUGCCUUGAGGGAGCCUUUUCUGCUUCCCACCCCCCACUCUUCUUUUGGUGGUGCUUGUUAGGAUGAGCAAAUGGCUGUGAGGGAAUCAAACCUUGAUCUGUAAGUUUGACAGAAUGAGUACUGCAGGAACUGGGUGUAAAGGAAAACUCUUUUUUUUUUUUUUUUUUUUUUACAUAAUUAGUUAUUAUAUAUACGCAUAUAGUUUGUUUGUUGUCUU
Messenger RNA from Carica papaya (papaya), 4271 nucleotides. RefSeq names its product RNA recognition motif (RRM)-containing protein. Gene Ontology annotation, molecular function: metal ion binding; protein binding; RNA binding. The record is from RefSeq and is a predicted model, not a curated record. NCBI's taxonomy places the organism in Eukaryota, Viridiplantae, Streptophyta, Magnoliopsida, Brassicales, Caricaceae.